Myotis brandtii (Brandt's bat) is the source of this 2656-nucleotide messenger RNA. RefSeq names its product protocadherin alpha-9-like. The coding region runs from base 464 to 2656 and encodes 730 amino acids. Gene Ontology annotation, cellular component: plasma membrane. Lineage: Eukaryota; Metazoa; Chordata; Mammalia; Chiroptera; Vespertilionidae. Gene Ontology annotation, biological process: homophilic cell-cell adhesion. The record is from RefSeq and is a predicted model, not a curated record. The transcript is spliced from 3 exons. Gene Ontology annotation, molecular function: calcium ion binding.
UAUAGUUGUGUGGUAGCACAUUCUCUUACAUGUCCAUAUGCAAGAUAAAACUCUUCUUGGAAUUCUAAUUUAUAAGACAAACCCACCUUUAAAGAUCUAGUGGUCACACGCAAGUACUAUAUAAAGAAUUAAAGGCCCACAAAGAAAAACAUGGACCAAUAUGAAGGGAAUCACAGAAGAAACAAUGUAAGUCAAAGAAAUACCAGUAUAAACGCAAACGUACUUCCAUUUUGAGCCACAGGAUGUCGUUGUUCUCCAAGGAGAGGAUUGUUUUAACAAAGAAAACUACCAUUAUUCCCAGGAUCAGAAAGAUUCUCCACCUUUCCGGAGCUUUAAAGACUACAAGCACACCCAUAUUGUUAAGAUCAUCUGGGACCUCAGGAAUAAAGACUCGGAAGAAAUAUCUCAAAAGGACUACACCUUUCUACUCGCGAAAUGUUGAUUUACUAACCAGAAUCAAGGCAUGAUGUUAGCUUCAGGAUCAGGUGACGAGGGAACCCGGUUUUUGCUGCUCUCGCUUCUGCUCUUCGCUCCUCAGGAGACCGGGAGCCGCCAGGUACACUACGCGGUCCCCGAGGAGGCCAAGCACGGCACCUUCGUGGGCCGCAUCGCGCAGGACCUGGGGCUGGAGCUGGCGGAGCUGGUGCCGCGCCUGUUCCGGGUGGCGUCCAAAGGCCGCGGGGACCUUCUGGAGGUAAAUCUGCAGAAUGGCAUUUUGUUUGUGAAUUCUCGGAUCGACCGCGAGGAGCUGUGCGGGCGGAGCCCGGAGUGUAGCAUCCACCUGGAGGUGGUGGUGGAGAGGCCGCUGCAGGUUUUCCAUGUGGAGGUGGAGGUGAAGGACAUUAACGACAACCCGCCUGUGUUCCCGAGAACACAAAAGAAUCUGUAUAUCGCGGAAUCCAGGCCGCUUGACUCCCGGUUUCCGCUAGAGGGCGCCUCGGAUGCAGAUAUCGGGGUCAACGCUCUGCUGAACUACAGACUGAGCCCCAAUGAAUACUUCUCUCUGGAAGUACCGACCAACGACGACCAGGUAAAACCGCUUCAACUGGUACUAAAAAAACCUUUAGACAGGGAAGUCGCUUCGGAGCUCCUCUUGGUGCUUAAAGCAACAGAUGGGGGCAAACCUGAGCUGACAGGUACUGUAGAAGUACAGAUCACAGUGCUGGAUGCAAAUGACAACGCCCCGGUAUUUGACAAAGCAGUCCAUCGGGUAAAGCUACUGGAAAAUACAAGGAAUGGCACGCUGGUUCUUAGACUUAACGCCUCGGAUUUGGACGAGGGUUCAAAUAGCCACAUUCUUUACUCCUUUGCAACUGAUGUCUCCCCGGAUACAGCAGCAACUUUUUGCAUAGAACCAGUCACUGGAGAAAUAAAAGUAAAUGGAAAAAUAGAUUUUGAAGAAACUCAAUUAUGGAAGCUUCAAAUAGAAGCAGUUGAUAAUGGAAGUCCCCCAAUGUUUGGUCACUGCACCAUCUUGAUAGAAGUCGUGGACAUCAAUGAUAAUGCUCCGGAGUUGCUAGUGACUUCACUCUCACUUCCUGUUCCUGAGGACGCUCUACUGGGGACCGUCAUCGCCUUGAUUAGUGUAACCGACCAUGAUGCCGGUGUCAACGGGCAAGUGACCUGCUCAUUAACACCCCAAUCCCCCUUCAAGCUGAUGCCCACCUUCAAGAAUUACUAUUCGCUGGUGCUGGACAGCGCCCUGGACCGCGAGAAGGUGUCACACUACCAGUUGGUGGUGACUGCGCGGGAUGGGGGCUCACCUUCGCUGUCGGCCACCGCCAGCGUGUCCGUGGAGGUGGCCGACGUGAACGACAACUCGCCGCUGUUCGCGCAGCCCGAGUACACGGUGUUCGUGAAGGAGAACAACCCGCCCGGCUGCCACAUCUUCACGGUGUCGGCGCGGGACUUGGACGCGCAGGAGAACGCGCUGGUGUCCUACUCGCUGGUGGAGCGGCGGGUGGGCGAGCGCGCGCUGUCGAGCUACGUGUCGGUGCACGCGGAGAGCGGCCAGGUGUACGCGCUGCAGCCUCUGGACCACGAGGAGCUGGAGCUGCUGCAGUUCCAGGUGAGCGCGCGCGACGCGGGCGUGCCUCCUCUGGGCAGCAACGUGACGCUGCAGGUGUUCGUGCUGGACGAGAACGACAAUGCGCCUGCGCUGCUGCCUCUCACGACGCGCGCCCUGGACGAGGCGGACGCACCGCGGCAGCGCCUGCUGGUGCUGGUGAAGGACCAUGGCGAGCCGGCGCUGGUGGCCACAGCCACUGUGCUGCUGUCGCUGGUGGACAGCGGCCAGGCGCCUAAGGCCUCUUCGCGAGCUUCUUUGGGUGCCCAGGGCUCAGGGACGGCGCUGGUGGACGUGAACGUGUACCUGAUCAUCGCCAUCUGCGCGGUGUCCAGCCUGUUGGUGCUCACACUGUUGCUCUACACAGCGCUGCGGUGCUCCGCGCCGCCCACCAAGGGCUGGUGCGGACCAGGGAAGCCCAAGCUAGUGUGCUCCAGCGCGGUGGGGAGCUGGUCAUUUUCGCAGCAGAAGCCGCAGAGGGUGUGCUCUGGGGAGGGGCCGCCCAAGACGGACCUCAUGGCCUUCAGCCCCAGUAUACCUCCUGGUUCUAGAGAUAACGGAGAACAACAGGAGAUUUGCGGGAAUAUAUAA